UUUCUAAAGUAGAAAAAGUAAUUCUUCUAUGCAGCUCCUCUCGAAGCCGAUAUCCGGCCAUUCGUGGCUUCAGAAGAAUAAGACGAUUGCGUUAUCGUCUCUUCUGGCUGCUGCUGCUGCUGCUGCUUACCAGACCCAGCGGACAAAACGCAAGUCCACGAAUGAUGGGGUACUCGAAGAAACCACUCAGGACGUCUUUAGACGACACAAGAAAAUAUUCCCAGUGUCCGAUCUAAAUGCCAAAGUCGGCGUCAACAAUGAGUUUAAGCGACAACUCAAAGCCAUUGCGACCAUCAUCUUUCCUCAUUGGCACACCAAAGAAGCUCUUUUGUUGAUCCUUCAUUCCGUUUUCUUGAUCCUAAGAACAUAUCUUAGUGUUGUUGUAGCGCGUCUAGACGGUCGUAUUGUCAGAGAUCUGGUUAAUGGAGAUGGUAAAGAAUUCCUCAAAGGAUUGGGAUACUGGUUUGCAAUCGCCAUUCCUGCAACAUACACCAACAGUAUGAUUCGUUAUCUCCAAUCCAAAUUAUCUAUUGGCUUCCGUACUCGGUUGACACGUUACGUUCACGACCUUUACCUUGAUCCCCAACGCACCUUCUACAAGGUUAUCAAUUUGGAUGGUCGUAUUCAAGGAGCAGAUCAGUACAUUACAACAGACGUAGCAAAGUUUUGCGACACACUUGCUUCUCUGUACUCCAAUCUCGCCAAACCUAUGCUUGAUACCCUCAUCUUCAACUACCAGCUCGUUAAAUCCAUCGGUGUUGUUGGUACCUUUGGUCUUACAGUCAAUUACUUUGUCACUGCUCGUCUCUUGCGUGCUGUAACGCCAUCUUUUGGAAAACUGGCUGCUAUUGAAGCCAAAUUGGAGGGUGAUUUCCGUGCUGCACACACCCGACUGAUUACAAAUGCAGAAGAAAUUGCAUUCUACAACGGAGCAAACCUAGAGCACUCUAUCCUUGAUAGAGCAUACACUCGUCUAAUCAAACACAUCAACACUAUCUACAAGAUCAGAAUUAGCUACAACAUGUUUGAAGACUUUUUGAUCAAAUACGCUUGGAGUGCAUUUGGUUUGGGUCUGUGCUCUAUCCCUGUAUUUUUACCAGACCUGGCCGGUCAGCGUUCUGUAGCUGCUGCUGCUGCCUCUGAAGGAUCGGAUGAAAAUGUAAAGGUUGGAUCACACACCCGUGGAUUCAUUACCAACAAGAGAUUGUUAAUCUCGCUGGCAGACGCAGGUGGAAGAAUGAUGUAUUCUUACAAGGAGUUAGCAGAAUUGGCAGGUUACACAUCGCGUGUUUAUGGUCUCCUGUCUAUUCUGCACGCACUUCAUGCAUCGGAGUACGACGGACCCGAGGAUGCUCGUCGUUUUGCCCUCACAAACAUCAAGGGAAAAGUCGAGCUAGGCAUAGACGGCAUCAAAUUCGAUAAGGUUCCUAUCGUUGCUCCUUCAUCAGGACCAGAUAACGUAGGCGAACUGUUGGUGAACGACUUGACACUUGAUGUCCAGCCCGGAGAGCAUCUCAUGGUGACGGGUCCAAACGGUGUCGGAAAGACUGCAGUUGCUCGCGUCAUUGCUUCUUUGUGGCCUGUGUUUGAGGGAAAGCUUUCUAAGCCCUAUGACAAGGAUAUCUUUUAUAUUCCUCAACGCCCUUACCUCAGCCUUGGUACUUUGAGAGAUCAGGUCAUUUAUCCUCAUUCUUAUGAAGACAUGAAGAAGAGUGGACGGACAGACAAAGAACUUAUGGAGAUCUUAAAGGUUGUUCACUUGGCCUAUAUCCCUGACCGUGAAGGUGGAUGGGAGACUCAGAAGGAGUGGAAGGAUGUAUUUUCUGGUGGAGAGAAGCAGCGCGUUGGAAUGGCACGAUUGUUUUACCAUCAUCCCAAGUAUGCUGUACUUGAUGAGUGCACUAGUGCUGUUUCUACUGAUGUUGAAGGUCUCAUGUACGCACACGCCAAGGACAUGGGAAUCACUCUAUUGACAAUCUCUCAUCGUCCUGCCCUAUUCAAGUACCACAAGCACAUCCUUCGACUAACAGGUAACCAAGGCGAGUGGGAAAUGGAAGCCAUUGGUACCAAGGAACAAAAGCAGUCGAUUGGAAAAGAGAUGCACUCGCUUGAGGCUAAGCUUAAGGAGGUUGAAUCUCUCAAGGCUCGUCUGAUUGCCAUUGAUAGUGAGUUGAGUCUAAAGGUCUAAAGAAAGUAUAUACAUUAUAGUAUAUUAUUUUUUCUGUUCCUUUCUAUUUAUCCUAUCUAUAUUUCUAUCUCUACAUCUUCUACAUCUACCUCUUACUCUCUAUACCUACCUAUAUCAAAAAAUAUCAGACAAUACAAUCAAUACAAGUAUUUGCUUUUUAUCCGUGUAAACAAAUCAGACCUUAUAUAUCAAUUCCACCUCUUUUUCUGUCUCUU
Molecule: messenger RNA, 2403 nt
Organism: Phycomyces blakesleeanus NRRL 1555(-)
Lineage: Eukaryota; Fungi; Mucoromycota; Mucoromycetes; Mucorales; Phycomycetaceae
Exons: 10
Coding region: 29-2188 (719 amino acids)
Biological process (GO): long-chain fatty acid import into peroxisome; very long-chain fatty acid catabolic process; fatty acid beta-oxidation
Cellular component (GO): peroxisomal membrane
Molecular function (GO): ABC-type transporter activity; long-chain fatty acid transmembrane transporter activity; ATP binding
Source: RefSeq, a predicted model, not a curated record